GAGAGCACUGUUAUGUCACUGCAAGAGGUGGAGUCUGGAAGUUCUGCCUUGUACUUGGGGACAGAAUAGGGUGGAGCCGCAGCAGCAGGGGGAGCUAUGGGUGGAGGCUGGGUGUGAGAAGGGAAAUCUGUGACUGGGUGCUUUCACAGGGAGCAGAGGCAUUUGACUCAGGGUACACAUGCUUGAGCUGUGAGAGGCCCUACUCCCCUUGGCUGGCUGGCAUCCCGGAGCAGAGGCAGAGAGAGACAGAGAAAGUUGAAUGCGAAAGACUGAGGGUGAAGAGAAUUUUAACUGUAAAGCAAACUACAAAGAGGGAAACAAGUGGUAAAGAAAGUUGUCUAAGCGGUAGGAAAGAGAAUAAGGGACUAAGUUGAGUUCAGCGUGGCUCCUCUAGAUUAUUUUUCACCAGGGUAUUUUUAUCUGUAGUGAGCGUGCAAGCAGUUUGUAUUUGGAAUUGAGAGCAAUGGCUGAUACAGGUGUCAAGAAGGAGCAUGGAGCCCUUGCAGAAGUGACUUACGAUGAUGAAGAGGUCGCUCUGGUGGGUGCCGCCACAGAGCCGGCAGUAGAUGACGAUGAUCCAGCUGAGGCGACCGAUCCGGUGCUGGCAACUGGCUCGGGGGGGAAGAGUGAAGCGCAGAUGAAUGGGGUCAUGAUUCUGUCUCUGCUCGACAAGAUUAUCGGGGUGGUAGACCAGAUCCAGCAGACCCAGAAUGGGCUGGAGGCCCGGCAAGAAGGCAUGGAGAAGUCAGUGUCAACCAUCCAAGGGGAGCUGUCUAAGUUGUCCAAGAAUCACAUCGACACCGCCAACACUGUCAACAAAAUGCUGGAGAAGGUACGCAAGGUCAGCGUCAACGUCAAGACAGUACGCAGCAACCUCGAGAAGCAGGCGGGCCAGAUCAAGAAGCUGGAGAGCAACGAGUCUGAGCUGCUCAAGAGACGCAACUUCAAAGUCCUCAUCUAUCAGGACCAAGUGAAGCCACCAAAGGCAUCCAAAUCCAAGACAGCAGAGGCGGUAGAAAGUAAAACAGCGGAGGGCCUUGAGCAAAUCCCUGAAGAGGGACAGGAGGGACUCCCAGACAAUCUUAAUUCAGAUGAAGAGGUGGUGAUUGAAGAGGAGCUCAUAGAGACUCGUACAAAGCGCCUCCAACGCACCACAAAAGAGCAAGUCGAUAACAUAAAGAAAGCCUUCUCCAAAGAGAAAAUUGAGAAGACCAAACUAAAAACCAAGGAAAACUUGGAGAAGACCAAGCAGAGAACCCGUGAAAACUUGGAGAAGACAAGACAGAGAACCCGUGACAACCUGGAGAAAACCAAGCACAGUCUUGAGAAGAAGAUGGGCAAGCUCGGGACCCGCAUGACUCCCAACCAGGAGCGCAGGGCAAAGAUAAAGAGUUCCAAAGAGAAGAUGAAGAAGUCACUCACCCCUGACCACAAGAUGUAUGCUCGUUCCAAGACCUCCGUGUACCGCGUUCCCCCUUUUACCUUCCAUGUUAAGAAGAUCCGGGAAGGGGAGGAGGAGGUGGUGCAGAACACGGAGAUGGUAGAAGUGAGCGAGGCCGAGGUUCAGCCAGGGGGAGAGGAGAACGGGAUGGGUGUGCACGUGGAGGUGGAGGAAGGGGAGCUUGUCAGUGUAGACAGCCCCGAAAUAGAUACUCUGUUGGAGGUGACUGAAGACUCUGACCUGGUCAGGGUGGAUACAGACCACCUAAAGAAAGCCCAAAGUGAAUAGAGUCUCGUAGCUCCACGGGGCUGUGAAAGAAAUUAUAUUAAGAUGAAGAAGGAAACAGAAUACUGAUAAAUGAAUAUAAUCACAAAGACACAGUAGGGACUUUAUAGAUGAUUACAAUCUAUGACAUCUUAUUUGUUUUCUGUUCUCUUUGUAUUGUUCCCAACAGGGAUAACUUUCAUAUUUGUUCAUAUUUAGCACUCAAAUAAUAGAAAGAAAGACAAAAACAGGAGUUAUGUUACAGGCUGACUGGAUAUGCUACACUUAGAAAUUAGAGUAUUUGUUGUUUGUUGUUGGUUUGAUUAGUUGUGUGGCUAAAAGAAAAACAAAAAAAUUGUUGUGAUUAAGAGACAAUAUUUAGUGUGGCAUUUGCCUUAACAAAUAUGGAAAAAUGAAGUUCUUGGCAAUGUUUGUGUUGUAAUGGACGGGUGAAGUGAUGUGAAUGUGUAAAGAAAAAUAAAUGUAAAAGUUGUAGACGGAUUCUUCUACAGAAGAAUUAACAGGUGAAGAAAAGAUCUGUUGCACUGGACUUAAACUAAGGCGUUUAACUAAACUGUACUCCAUAUUUCGUAAGAUUACAAACAUUUUCCCAAAUGUUACAAUACAGUGUUUCUCAUUGUUAAGCACUUAAGUGUGAAUGGCUGGAAAUAGAUGUGCAGUUUCUAUUAAUAUAUACUAGGAACCAUGAACCUGUGACAAAUUCAACUAUUACAAUGUUUAAAUGCAUAACACCACACUAAAAAGCAAAAUAUACUGUUGUAUAUGUGGGGUUAUUCAUAUUGAAAAAUGAAUAACUGAAUGAAAAUAUUAAAAAGAUUCGGAAUGUCACUUUUGCAAUAGUAAAAACAGUGUUUAAUGAGGAUACGGCGUUUGGUGUAUCUGAACACGUUCUCACUAAGCUGCACAUAUUGCACUGCUGCGCAAAGGGGAGAUGAAAAAGACUGUAUCACCAUGGUCACAGCUCAUCACAGUGCUCAUCACACUAUUAAAAUUUCUCAAAGUAAUUACAGACAGAAAAAAAGAUGGUCUAAAGAGACGCGACAUGACAGUUUAAUGACCGCUGUAUGUAAUAUGGAGAAGCUGAACUAUUACAGGAACAUCCAAA
Molecule: messenger RNA, 2831 nt
Organism: Pundamilia nyererei
Lineage: Eukaryota; Metazoa; Chordata; Actinopteri; Cichliformes; Cichlidae
Gene: cavin1a
Product: caveolae associated protein 1a
Exons: 2
Coding region: 464-1729 (421 amino acids)
Biological process (GO): termination of RNA polymerase I transcription; transcription initiation at RNA polymerase I promoter
Cellular component (GO): caveola; cytoplasm
Molecular function (GO): rRNA primary transcript binding
Source: RefSeq, a predicted model, not a curated record